AUGAUGUUUUGUAGGAUGCCAGGACAAAGACUAUCAAUCCGAGAUAACGCCGCUCUUGGACGUUUUCAUGGUGUUUCUGCCAGCAAUGGCCAGGCCAUCUCAGAGAAACACAGCGGGUCCAUCGCGAGGAAAGAGAGCGGAUGCUGGCACUGGUUUCAGAGAGCUUGUCCAUGUUGUGUCCGGAGAAAGAGCAGCUCGAAUGAUGUGAGCGGUGACGUGGAUGGUGUGGCUCCCGGGGACGUAGAGAAAGAAAGACCGACUCCACCGACUCUCAACGGAGAUACAGAGCUGGACGAGUUGACUCUAGCAGUGCGCUCUGUCGAUCUGCUGAGUGAGAAAUCAGAUCGGAACAAGACGGAGCAUCACACGGAUCAAUACAACAGUGACCAGCUCAUCAUCCGCAGAGGACAGACCUUUCAAAUAGAGCUCGACCUCUCACGACCUUUCAACCCAAACACAGAUAAACUUCACCUGGAAAUGAAGACGGGGUCUCUCCCGCAGGUGUUGAAGAAGACACACAUCAUCAUACCGCUGGUGGACGAGCUCCAGGAUGAACGCUGGGAGGCAAAGAUGGUGGAGCAGAAGGACAACAGGGUGAGGCUUUCUGUCAACUCCCCCGUCACUGCUGUUAUCGGGAAGUACAAGCUGACCAUCACAACACAAAACCUGAAGACGGGCGAAACUAGCACACAUGACCACGACAAAGACCUCUACAUGCUCUUCAAUCCCUGGUGUGAAGAGGACACGGUGUACAUGGAGGGGGAGAAAGAGCUGAAGGAGUACGUCUUAAAUGACACUGGGAGAAUCUACUAUGGCACUGAGAAGCAGAUUGGAGCUCGUACGUGGAACUUCGGCCAGUUUGAUGAAGGGAUUCUGGAGGCCUGUCUGUUUGUGCUGGAUAACAGCGAUGUUCCUCCCUCGGGACGAGGAGAUCCUGUCAGUGUGGUCCGAGUCAUUUCUGCCAUGAUCAAUUCUCCGGAUGACCUUGGUGUUCUGGAGGGAAACUGGUCGGGGGAUUACGCUGGCGGGACGUCUCCCACGGCCUGGAGUGGAAGUGUUGAAAUCCUCCGGCAGUACCACAGAGAAAGAGGGACGCCCGUCAAAUACGGCCAGUGCUGGGUGUUUUCUGGGGUCACGACCACAGUAUUGAGAUGUUUAGGUAUUCCUACCCGUUCUGUAACUAAUUUCCAGUCUGCACAUGACACGGAUGUGUCCUUGACAACAGAUGUGUAUUUAGAUGAGAAUAUGGAACCAAUCAAUCAUCUCAACUCGGACUCUGUGUGGAACUUCCAUGUGUGGAACGACUGCUGGAUGGCCCGUCCGGAUCUGCCUCCUGGUUUGGGCGGCUGGCAGGCCGUGGACUCCACACCUCAGGAGACCAGUUAUGGGACGUUCCGCUGUGGCCCAGCGUCACUGGCCGCUAUUCGCUCCGGACAGGUCUACCUUAAAUUUGACACCCCUUUCGUCUUUGCUGAGGUGAACAGUGAUAAGAUCUACUGGCAGAGGAACCUGGAUGGCACCUUCAAGCAGAUCCACAGUGAGAAGAAAGCAGUCGGCCACUGCAUCAGCACUAAAGCUGUGGGCUCGGACGAACGUGUCGACAUCACACACCUUUACAAAUAUCCUGAAGGUUCAGAAGAGGAGCGUAUCGCAGUGGAGACCGCCUGUCGCUAUGGCUCUAAACCCAACGUCUACUCCAGUCCCAUUGCUGAUGAUGUGCAGGUGGAGGUGAAGAUGGAGGGAGAAGGUCCACGCAUGGGAGGAGACGCUCAGCUGAAGAUCGUGGUGAAGAACAGCAGCUCUCAGCCGCGCAGAACCACCCUCCACAGCCAAGUGGCAGUCAUGUACUACACCGGCGUCCUGAAGGACACCGUGAAGAAGGACACGCUUAAUGUGGAGCUGAACCCACAGGAAGAGAAGACUCUUGACUGGGUGCUGCCAUACACACAGUAUCAGGAUCAGCUGGUGGACCAGGCCGCGCUCAUGCUGACUCUGUCAGGACGGGUCACUGAGACCCAGCAGGUUUUGGCCAAUCAGACCAGCUUUAGGCUCCGAACACCUGAUCUCCACAUCGGGUCUAUCGGAGAGGCAUAUGUGGGCAAGGAGACAUCUGCGAAGAUCACAUUCACAAAUCCUCUUCCUUGUACUCUGCGUGAUGUGGUCAUCCGAGUGGAAGGACUCGGGCUGAGAGACCUCCAUCCCAUCAAAGUGGGGGAUGUGGGCAAACAUGCCAAUGUGACGGUGACGGAGCACUUCGUCCCCUUGAUAGCAGGCAAGAGGAAGCUGGUGGCGUCUCUGGACUGCAGACAGCUGUCGCAGGUGCACGGUGUGACCGACAUCGACGUUCACGAGAGCCAGUGAACUCACUCACACUAUCAGCAUCAUCAGUAACUGCACAUAUAAAGUGUUUACAUUGAGCCAUGUGGUUAUCUCUUCAAGAAAUAACCCUCUUUUUCACAUAAAAUCGUUCCUACUGUAUGUCCCUAAUCUGAAGUUUGUUUUGAAUUCAUUUUAGACAUCAUUUAUUUAAAAAACUGUAUUGCUUUGAUUUAUUGUGUCUAUUAAAUGUUACUUUAGUUUAGUUGAUCAAAUGGAUCUGUUCAAUGCUGAAAAAGUAAGCUGAUAUAUAAACCUGUAUUAAAAUUUUAUGUGAUGACUGAUAACCUAAAAAUAUAUAUAUUUUAUUGUGGAUAAACAUAUGUAGCUCAUGCAUUUAGUUUCUAUGCAGCUGUAGUGCCUUAUAUUGCAUACUGUUCACAAUGAUGACUAUUAUUGACUCAUUUAAUGUGCCUUUGAGUAAAUGAUUAAUAUUAAUAAUGAUUUCAUAUCGAGCUGCAUUGGUCUGAUGCAUAAUGCUGUUGUAUCCUCACAUCAUUUUGCUAUUACAAAAACUGGGAACCUUCAACUAUGAAAAUAUAUGAAGACCGUAACACUUUAUUGCUUAUUAGGUGUUUUUUGGAGAUAAAGGUAGUUUGUUUGUAUUGUUUAUAUAAUGUAUUUUUGGUUUGGAACAAAUGUCAUCUGUGAUUAGAUUAGAUUUGUUGAAGAGGUUUACUGAACAAUCUGCUCACACCAAUCAGCUCUGCCUCAAUUAAGAGUGUUGCUGCAUUUCAGAUUGUUUUCCACUAAUUCAUUCACUCAUGGAUAACACGGUGAUGAGUAUAUAUAAAUAAUAUGUUCAUAAAUUCUUUCCCUUUUCUGCAUUGCACACUUGCUCUAACUUGUUUCUUGAUGUGGUUUAAAUAAUUAAACCUACUUUCCAUUUCUAGUAUGAACAAGUCAGAAACAUGGUCAGGUAUUUAUAUUUAUAUAUAUAAAAUAUCUCAAAAUCCGAAAUGCUGGAUCUAGCGCCUCGUAGUGUUACUUAAUUGUAUUCAGAAGAGGAAUGCGAACAUCUCUCAAAAACAAAGUCGGGUCUAGUCUAGGUUCUGAUAAGACAAGCUCACGAUCACGUUUAUUCUAAUCAACGUCAUACAGUAAUGCACCACUCUUGAUUUAUUUUUAAUUUAAGCUUUUAUUCUAAUAAGUGGCUUAAUGAGCAAUAGUACGGCUUCAGAGGUUGACUCUUUUACUCACAAGUCGGUUUUUACUUGCUCAUUUGUGUUUAUGAUCACGCUCUUGCAAACUCGUUUAUUUCUAACUCAAACUUUCAUGGAAAAAUUUAAAGUCACGUGACCAUGGUGCAUAAGCUUCGGGAUUCACAAAAGUUGUGUUCAUUUUUAAAGAUUGUCAUGAUAAACAACAUUAAAAGGGAUAGUUAAAAUACUAUAUCAUAAUAAUAUAUAAUGAAAUAAAACUAUGUUUAUGCGUUUAUAAAUAUAUACAUAAAAAA
Molecule: messenger RNA, 3832 nt
Organism: Carassius auratus (goldfish)
Lineage: Eukaryota; Metazoa; Chordata; Actinopteri; Cypriniformes; Cyprinidae
Product: protein-glutamine gamma-glutamyltransferase K-like
Exons: 13
Coding region: 1-2361 (786 amino acids)
Biological process (GO): peptide cross-linking
Molecular function (GO): protein-glutamine gamma-glutamyltransferase activity
Source: RefSeq, a predicted model, not a curated record